CCACCUAUCCGCAGCUGGUCCAACGCAUGGAAGAUAUACUGCGGCGGCUGCUAGUUACUGAAAGAUACGAUUCUGUCAGUAAUUUUUUGUCGUUAUAUAGGAUGUAUAUGAAGUCACAGAAACCACUUCGAGAAGUCUUUGACGAUUACAUACCAAGGACACGGCCAUUUAGACACACUUGCGUUGGGCUGGGUCUCGAAUUGCUAAGGCGCUAUUCAUGCCUAGAAUCUCGAUUCCCAGGGGUAAGAAAAUCAAUGGCGUUAUUGUCCUGCGAAGAAUCUAUCAAAGAACUGCAAGCUUACGUUUCUUUGACCCAGGGGCCUCACCAUCUGCUUGCCCCUGAUAAGGAGCAUGUACUUGUAGGUCUUCCAAUAUCACUAGAUGGUAGGCGUGGACUGAUGAUCGCGGACCCUGGCUACCACAUUGGCAGAAUUAUCACUGUCAUGGUUGACGGCAACGAUCCUCACACUGGCUGGUUUAACCAGACUAACGAGCCAGACUCGAUUAAAGAUUACUGUUAUGCGUUCAGUGAAGUCAACAAUGAAUACGUUAUAUGGCACGAGCGGGUUGAGCGCGAGACGGAGACAAAGAAGCAGGUGGCGCUCAUUUAUGCGACCAGGCAGUACUGCGACGGAAUUCAGAUCACAGAAAAGCGAAACUUAGUGUAUAGGUUAAGGAGCUUUGUGUCACGCGACUACACCGGUAGGGUGACCGCUGGCAUAGGGUUUAUUAUAAAAGCUAAUUUGAACGAUUUAGGUUUUUCGUUGUUCUAUCAGAUAAAUAGAAGACGUCGUAAAUUUAAGCUUAGGUUUAAGGAUUUCGAGGACAUUAGCAACCUCGACGAAACUACUUUAAAUCAUAUUUAUCUUUGUAAUGGACAGAUGCAGCUCCCUAAAGGUAAACUCCUCUCCCUUAUUCAACAGUUGAGCAAAGUGGUGGCAGACCAGGCUUUCACAGCUCAGUGCUUAGACAUUAAUUCACACAUCUGCCAGUUGUGUAUUUGACAGUGUCAACAAGAUUAAGCUAAGAGGCAAAGUGAGUCCGCUCAUGAGGCUCUUUAAGAGGCACGUCCGACGACGGUACAGGAAAUCGCUUAAAAUAUCUUUGUGUUUGUUGUUUAUUUAUAUUUUCAUUUCGCAUUAUGCACAAACCUUUUAUGGUUAAUUUUGUUUUGUACUUUCAAAGUUAUUCAUUCCGCACGGUGAAAUAAUUUUUAGUUUUUUGAAACUGAAGACCAACACUUGGUUAUUAGAUUUUAUUAGCCGCCAAGCUAAUGGGCAUUCCUGGGGUGCGCUCCAGAAAGCCUCAUGGCUUGGUUGCUGAAGCAUCUAACGACUCAUGUCUACUUGUAUGUGAGGUAAAGGAUAACAACGUUUUCAGUUUCAAAAAACCAUAAUUCACUGUGCAGAAAUAAUGAUUUUAUAAAUUCUUUAAACGAUGGUCCAAAUGUGAGGCUUUAGAUACACUUGCCCAUUUUUCUCAACUUUUUGGGAUUUCUGCUAAUUUUAAAGAUCGAUAGGACCAUCUGUACUAUUGUUUACUUACCAACAUAGAUAUUUAAACGAUUCCUGUACAUUGUAUUCGGCGUGACUUAAAGAAACUCAAGAGUAUUAGUACCCCAGUGUUAAUUCCAUUUUUAUGUCUAUACUCUGUUUAGGGAAGAAAUGGGAAGAGAACAAAAUUCAAAAUCCAAAAAAAAAAUCGCAACACUCAGCAGCAGAUAAAGUUAUUAUUAGACUACCUUCCCAAAAAAAGAAAAAUAGUUUCAGUAUUCUUUUUAUUUAUCAUCUAUCUCUGUUACAAUUGGUGAUGCCAGGAUCUAAUGAGACCUACGCAAAAUCUCAAGGUAUACUCACAACAUACGUCAACCGAAAAGAUCUCCUCUUUUUGGACAAUUUGUUAUCAAGUUCAGUCUUGAUACCCAGUUCCAGUUAAGAUGAUAUUAAACAGGAUAGUACAUACUUGAACCAUUGAGCUGUUCUUAUAAGUCCGCUUCAAUCGACCUGUUUUCUUCCCCGAACAAAAGUAUGGAGAUGUUUAUUUAUGUUAGGAAAAAUAUACUAAAUUGGAUUAGCAUAGCGAAGCAGGGGCGGAUUAUUUGGCAACAUUUCACACAUUUGCAUGUUGUUUUCCUCAAAACUGGAAACGUUAAUGCCCAAAGAUACGCGUCCGACAAUUCAAAAAUACAUUAUCUAACUACGUAACGUAGUGAAAGUCAUUAGUAUUUUUUUAAGACUUGAUUUUUUGAUUCGUGCAACACAUAAUCUGCUACUUCACUGUAGAGGUUAUAUUUCCGUUCGGAUUAACACUAGGGUACUGACUUUGCUUUUUAGCUGAGUAACAGAACAAUUGCAUAUCAAGGAACUAAAGUUGUUACCAUCCUGAAUAUAGGUCGAAGGACUCAUUUGAUAAUGGGUGCUGAAAGUUUGAUGUAGAGCCGGAGGUAUUAAACUAGACCAGGACUCGACCCCGCUCUGUAGGAGUAGGCAGGGCUGCAGUAUAAGAUUAGAAAUGGGUGGUCGGUAAUUGUUCUGCUAUUUGUACCCACCGAUUUUAUACCACCUACAAAAUAUACGGUAUAGAAUUCAGGUGACGGUACAUAAAUUCACGGAUUAUGACAGUAGGGAUAACAAGGAUAUUGAGAUAGAAUUUUGCUAAUCGUUAGCACUUAAUAUAGCAAUUAGAUCUUUGCUUGAUGAAAUAAGGCCUAGGAAGAUACUUGUGGAAGCAAUAUUUAACAACAAAAUAAGACUUCCAAGUACCUACAACUACACGUUCAAUGAUUAUGAUGUAGUUGGACAUUCGGGAUGUCAAUGUGUCCGGGUGCUACUAACGUGAUCUAGGUCGCGCGGCGCGUCCCACUGCCAAACGCACACAAGCGCGUGACCCACCGGCACGCACACAAACACCCAUCGUGCGGACACGUCGGCCUCGUCAAGGAACUAGGCCGAAAAACUCGCGCAUGCGCCGUCGACGACAUUCAGAUAAUGCUUCACUAAUUAGUCAAGCAUUAUCUUGGCAAUGUUGGCAUUGCGCUUGCCUCUAAACAUGAUAUCAAAAAAUAAAGAGCCGCUCAUCUGGCUCCGAAAAGCACAAUACCACAGCAUUUUUAUAUUUUAAACAGUUCUAAUAAAAUAAAACAAAUACAUUUUAGAUGACACAAAAUUCUUAAAUAUGUUGAUUUCGUUUAUUGUAACUGUUUCUGAACAUUGAAGAUUUUAUUCUAAUACGGUAAAAAAAUAUCAUUUGGCAACGAAUCAAUAGAAUGAUAUUGGCUUUCCUAUAAUGAGCGAGACAUAAAAACGUCAACAUAAAGAUUGGACAAGGGCGCGCGACAAUUAGGUACAUAAUUCCGAAUUAUGUAAAUAGCGUACUGUCGUACAGCGAUUAGCAGCCCUUCCAGCCAAGUGACAAUUCUACAAUUGUUAACGUCAAUAGAAAACCAAGUAACUUUUCGAAACGAAAUGUCAUUUCCAUACAUGGACGGUAACGAUUGUAGAAAUGUCAUUUGACUGGAAUGGCUGCUGACACCAAAACGAUCACUGUUAGCGCCACACUCGUUUUAAUGACUGAUUAUAAUAAACAAUUAUGAUAAAAGAUUUACACACGAAUGGCAGAUUUUGAAUUAAAUAGAUUUGUCUGAGUGGAGUAAGCCAAGUCUGCACCAGCUUGCCAAAUAUUUUAUUUAAAAAGGGAGAAAAGUUUACCAAAAACACAAUAACUUAAAUAUUUCUUGUAUAAUUGAGAUGUUGGUUAUAAAAUGUAUAGAACUUAAGGGUUAAUGCAUGCAAUUUUAGUACACGCGUACACAAGUAGGUGACGCGUUUUCGUUGCGAAAAUAUAUGUUAUUGCCAUAAGUUGUAAAUGUUGCUUUACCAAUAGUAAAUAAUUAUGUUGUAGGAAAGACAUUUCUGUAAACUGAAAUCUGUCUUAAUAUUAUAUACGAAGCAGAUGUUUGCGUAUAUCAAUGUUUUUGUCAUAAUAAUAAAUAAACCUACAUUUCUAUAUAAUAAGGUUUAUAACCGAUGUGUCAUUCUAUUAAAUGACUUUGUGUAAUGCAUUUAAUGUUUAAAUAUAAUUUAAUGAUUGUCCGAAAACGGAAAAAUGAAAAAUAAUAUAAAAUCAAUAAAAAAAACAUGUAUGUUUUGCUUGUGGGUUCAAUGUUGCUGUAUUAUAAUGAUUGCUUAUAUGAUAACAAGAAGGAUGGUUUAAGUAACUUGCGAUCUGUCACCUGUCACAACACCUUUCGAUAAAUGAUUUCGUCGUACUGGUGUGUAAAGGAAGGUGCUCUGAAAAGUAUCUUAAAGAUUGGAAAAUUGUACUUAAAACAAUAGGUGUGAUGAAAAAUAAAAAAAAAACCAUUGAGUACAACUUAAUGAACAAAAACAUGUAGUCGAUGUUUAGGUUUAAGAAAGUAGACAUAUUAAUCAGUAUUAGAAUGAUUGAAAUACAAAAUCUCGAGUUUAAAAAAAAACCUAUAUAAAUUACAGGACUUUCAAAGUGAAUUGAUAUCGAAUUUAGUAUGUAAGAUAUAUAUUACAGGAAAAUAUAUACUUGACGUGUAUUUAAUACCACCUAUCUAGUCAUAAGGAUCAAUGUUUUGAAAAGUACCUACUAAUUUCUUUAAUCACUAAACUUCAAAUUAAUAGGUACCUACUUACCUUCUAUUUCAAUGCGUUUGAAUAGCAAACAGCAGAAGAAGAAAAACAAUACCUAAGUAAUAUUCAUGUAAUAGAUGUUUAAGAAUAAACUCUGAAUGUCGUGUUUUAAAUGUUUUAUGAUAGCCAUAUAUAUUGGCAUUAGUAGGUACAGUUCUUUUCAGAAAGUGGAAAGACGUGAGAUGGAAUAGAGUGCCAACAAAGAUCAAAAAUGUUUAUGGGCUAAAAACAAAUGCCAAGUGAAUUGUGCGUAUGGCGUAUGUAUUGUUAAUAUCUCAAUGUUUCAAGAGCUCAUUAGGAACUAAAAUGUAAAAGCGAAGGACUAGGGUAUUUAAAUCUCUGGAAUGACUGUUUAGAUAUUAAGAACAUGUAAUCGAUAGCUUUAAGGUUUCAUUCUGAAUGUCUUAGGCUUAGGGAAUGGCGUAACCAGGCUGAAGCGAUUUUAAUAUGUUGUAACGAUUUUUCCUAAACAACUGUUUUCAAAAUUCUUAAAAGUGAAACACAUGAAGUUGCGGUUCAGUAAUCGGAAAGCAGUUUCCAACUAUGUUUUAAGUACAUGGACUCUAUAAAUAUGUAUUUGUCAAAAUUACAAGUGGAAAUAAGUUCUCCAGUGAGAAAAAUAUCCCAUGUUACAUAUAAUUCUUCAGACUGACAACAAUUCUUAAAGAAACUCUUCUCAAAAAACUAUUUCUUAAAUAUAGUAUACUUAAUAUUCGCUGCAUUCGCUAAGAACAGGUUAAGAGUAUUUUGAAUAAAACAAUAAAUUAACAUCACUGAUCAAAAAGGACUGAUUGCCAACGAAAUUAUUAGCUCUAGAUUUUUUUAACUCUAUACACUUUCGUAAGACUUUGAGAAAAAAGACUAUUUUACUAUCACCGAAUUGUUGUUACCGCAUUUACUUACUAAAGAAAUAAAGUCUGAGAAACACAACAAACACCAUUUACAAAAAGGUUCCAACACAAAAGCUCUUUUACCAGCUUUUCUUUAAGAUUUGAGCAUUGAAAGGUAAAUGGUGUUUUUACUGAGCAAAAUAAAGGCAAUUUGACUUUCUUGCUCAUCUUGGUUUUUACAUCGUGAAAGACUGAAUUUGAAACCUGCUCAUGACUAUUACUUACCUACUUAGACUCGGUAAAGCACUUAACUUGUUCUACGCGAAAUUCUGGACUUGGUUACGCCUAUUUACAGUAGGCUAGUGAUUAACUAUACUAAACGGAAUUGGAUAGCAGUAUAGGCUAAGACCUAAAGAUUACCUAUCUUCCUAUAAUACCUAAAAUAUGGUCUAAUAUAGCCUAGGUAAUUGUAUGAUAAAAAUGCUGGGUUUUUUUGUAAACAGAUAUUUUUUAAAGAUUUGUCUUUGCUAUCAAUAUUUUUAAAAUGGAUAGAGAUACAUUAAUUUUACACAAACACAUAUACUGGUCUUUCGUUGGUUUGCUUAAGAAGACUAUAUUUGUGAAAAAGUAUAUUGAAAACAUAUCUGACUUAACCAAAAAUAUCUGUAGCUGUCGUUUAUAUUCUGGACCAAAAUCUUGUCCAUAAAUGGAAAAGGAACAGAAUAUUUGCGUUGAGUAAAAUUAUUGUAUCUCCAACUGAUUUCUAUCAUAUAUUUUUUAGGUUUUUAUUACUUUACAAAAUUGACUGUAUGUAUGUACUAUGUAUGAUAUAAGUACUCUCUUAUUGUAUACACAAAGAUGCAGGCCUCUAAUGUUAAUCACAAUUCUACUGUAAUAUUUAUUCCAAAUAAAAAAUACCAAAAAAAGUA
Molecule: messenger RNA, 6417 nt
Organism: Trichoplusia ni (cabbage looper)
Lineage: Eukaryota; Metazoa; Arthropoda; Insecta; Lepidoptera; Noctuidae
Exons: 1
Coding region: 27-1004 (325 amino acids)
Source: RefSeq, a predicted model, not a curated record